Archocentrus centrarchus (flier cichlid) is the source of this 1807-nucleotide messenger RNA. RefSeq names its product zinc finger protein 1 homolog. Gene Ontology annotation, biological process: regulation of gene expression. The transcript is spliced from 2 exons. Gene Ontology annotation, cellular component: nucleus. NCBI's taxonomy places the organism in Eukaryota, Metazoa, Chordata, Actinopteri, Cichliformes, Cichlidae. The record is from RefSeq and is a predicted model, not a curated record. The coding region runs from base 18 to 1391 and encodes 457 amino acids.
CGAAAAACCCACUUUUCAUGCAGUGGUAUUUAGUUCGCAUACUUAGUAACUAUAAACCGCUUUCCUUGCAGAACUGGUUUGUAUUUACUGAACAUUUCUGGGCUCGUUAUUUGUCAAGGAUUACUGGCAUUACAGUAAAAACGACGCAGAGGGCAGCAGCUCCCCACUUCUGCAGCGUCAGGGCUGAGGAGCAAGAGAAGAAGAAGAAUUCGCCUCUUUACAGGGACCCGAGCGUCUUCUUGUCCUCCAAAAUGUCUAAAUUACAGCAGCUCAGACUGUUCGUAAAUGAGCGUCUGACAGCAGCAGCGGAGGAAAUCUUCGGCGCAGUGGAGAGAACCAUAUUAGAGUUUCAUAGCGACAAAGCUUUUGUGUCUCAGUCGGAGGAUGUGAAGUCCAGCGAGCUGCUAAUGCUAGCUGAGGCUCUGAAAGCGGAGGAAGAGGAGGUGUUCCCGGCAGCCUCCCAAGAGGUGAGUGUGUCUGAAGCAGAGGUCUCCAGACAGACGGCAUACGCUGAGGCCAGUCAGAUGCUGGUGAAGCAGGACGCUCUGAGAGCAGACUUUCUGGUAAAUCAGGAACAAUGGCCGAGAAGAGACAAAGGCCAGCUGCACGAUCUGUUACACUGUGAAGCUGUGGCUUGUUUCAAAUCUGAACAGAGCACAGAAUCCCCUUCCUCAAACUUUCAGAGCCAAACUGUGGCCAGCGCAGAGGGAGAGGUGCUUUUCCCCCACGCCUCAACGGAGUGGAAGAAAAUUAAACAGGAAGCAGAUGGAUGUGGAGGAUCAGAUUUCUGCCAGCCAAUUUCCUCUGAUAGUGGGGCUGAAAACGAUACCUGUGAUAAUGAAAGGAUGGCAAGCAGAGCAUCUAACUCAAAGUCAGUGCAGUCAAAAACAAAGGCAAAGCAAAAGCAGAAAGGUUCCAGCCUGAACACUAAGAAAAGGACAAGUCCUUUUAGUUGUAAGUUCUGUGGAGAAUCUUUCUGCCACAGGAAUUCGUUAAUGAUGCACCUCAAAUCACACGGAGACUGUGCGCUGCAGCACAUAGAAGCACACAAGGAGGACAAUCUGUGUCACGUCUGCGGCAAAACGUUCACCACAAAGACCCAUUUAAAAAGGCACAUGCUGAUUCACACGGGUCAGAAGCCUCACUGCUGCAAGGAGUGCGGCCGAAGAUUUGCACGAGGCGAGUGUUUGAGAGUGCACAUGAGGAUCCACACGGUGGAGAGGCCGUACACGUGCGGAGUGUGCGAGAAAGGAUUCAGGCAGAGAAGUAAUUUAAUUACUCACAUGAGAAAGCAUACGGGAGAAAAACCUUACCGCUGCGGCAUCUGCUCAAGACCGUUUGCAUACAAGAAGGACAUGCUGAGACACACGCAGAUCCACACAAAGACGUGAAAAACUCAUUCCAAUACGCUUUGAUCCAGUACUUCUGGAUUUAGUUGUUGUUCCCUAUUAAAAAUUUUUCAGUUGGUUAACUGGGAAAAUGUAGAUACAGUGACAGUGUUUUUAUUUAUAGAGCAUAUGUUAGGGCUAGGCAGUUAAUCCUAUUUUAAUCUCAGUUACCAGUGUGAGUUCCAACAAUUCUGGAAAAAUAAAUGAGUCUGCUGCUGCCUGACAGUCCAGAGGCUGCGGGCCACCAGAAGCUGGCAAUCCCUUUGUGAGACACCCCCCUAAUCAGGGCCUAACAUUCAUGUAUGAGAUGGAUGAAAUAAUCAUAUGAUGUAUUUUGAUGAAGUGUAUGUUUGCUUUUAAUGUAUUAAAAAUGUAGAUGCAUGCAAGAUGUUUGGCUUUACUGAAUAAAACUGUUUUCU